Messenger RNA from Drosophila grimshawi, 3192 nucleotides. Its product is annotated as BTB/POZ domain-containing protein KCTD3. The transcript has 4 exons. NCBI's taxonomy places the organism in Eukaryota, Metazoa, Arthropoda, Insecta, Diptera, Drosophilidae. Gene Ontology annotation, molecular function: protein binding. The coding region runs from base 233 to 2665 and encodes 810 amino acids. Gene Ontology annotation, biological process: protein homooligomerization. The record is from RefSeq and is a predicted model, not a curated record.
CCCAUUUAAACGAAUCAACAGCGGCCACACAAAAGCAACGACGACAGUUGCCACACUGCACUUGCAGUCGUCAACGGGUCAACAACAAAUAACAGAACAAUAAUACAAUAAAAAAAAAAAAAAACAGCAACCGCAGCAGCAAAAGAAGCCACAUAAAAUUUUUGUUAUAAAUAGUAGAGAAUAGAGAGUUAAAUUUGUUGCCUUUGAGGGCAGCUGUGAAUUAAUUGUGGGCAUGUCCUAUUUUAUGCACAGUGCCAGCAGCGAUUUGGUUAAUCUCAAUGUGGGCGGUCAACGCUUCUCAACAUCACGACAAACGCUUACGUGGAUACCGGAUACGUUUUUCACAGCGCUGCUGAGCGGAAGGAUUUCCAGUUUACGCGAUGAGCACAAUGCGAUUUUCAUUGAUCGCGAUCCGACCUUGUUUUCAAUAAUCCUCAAUUAUUUGCGCACCAAAGAUAUUGAUAUUAAAAAUUGUGAAAUCCGUGCGCUGCGACAUGAGGCGGAAUAUUAUGGAAUAACACCGUUAACCAAGCGACUGGCGCUGUGCGAGGAUCUCAAUCAUUCCGCCUGUGGCGAUGUGCUCUUCUACGGUUUUCUGGCGGCGCCAGCAAUGCCACCAAAUGACGCUCUGCCCCAGCAGCAGCAACAGCAGCCUCCGCUGGAUGUGGAAGCCAGCACAUCUGGUGGCGGCGGCGCACGUCCUGGUUCCAUGGUGCGUGUGCCGGAGUCCUCGUCGCGACAUUCGAGAAACUCUUCAUGGGAUUUGCGCUGUGGACGUGUGGCUGGUAGUGGCGCCUCAACUUCGGCAGCAGCUGGCACGGCCGGUGCCGCUUGGACAGCAGCUGGCGGACAUUCCCGGAAUGCUUCCCUCGAUUUUAUGCGCCACUCGCGCAACUCUUCGGCGGAUCUGAACAAGGUCAUCAGAAAUGAGGUGGGUCUGGUGUUCAGUCCCACGCAGUGCUCGAAUUGGACGCCACCGUUGCGGGUGCAGCUGAUCAAGGCGCAUCAGAAUUGGAUCGCUGUAGCCUAUGCACAUUUUGUGACCUGUUAUCGUGUCAAGGAUUCGAAUGGCUGGCAACAGGUGUUCACCUCGCCGCACAUUGAGGCAGCGAUUGAGCGGAUUGCCAUCAAUUCGAAGGUGAACACUUCGACGGCAGAACCGAUGCCCAGCAAAAUGAUUGCCAUCUCGUAUGGUAGCCAGAUCCGAUUGUGGAGCAUCCAGGAGGGCGGCAACAAAUCCGACAUUGGCACCUUUAAUCUUCAUGUGCGCGUCGAGUAUCUGUUCUUCAUUGGCAGCCAACUCGUCGCGUUGUCCUCCUCCGGCAAGAUAGGCGUCUGGCAUGCGAUGACCCAACACUGGCAGAUCCAGGAUCUGGUGCCGGUUUUGUCCUUCGAUUCAGCGGGCUCUUUCCUUUUGCUGGGCUGCAAUAAUGGUUCCAUCUAUUAUAUCGACAUGCAAAAGUUUCCGCUGCGCAUGAAGGAUAACGAUUUGCUUGUCACGGAGCUAUACAAGGAUAUAAACAUGGAUCCCAUAACAGCGAUAUCCGUUUAUCUGACGCCAAAAACAUCGAGCAUCAGUGGCAACUGGAUUGAGAUUGCCUAUGGCACCAAAUCGGGAGCUGUCCGCAUCAUUGUGCAGCAUCCGGAAACGGCUGGACAUGGUCCACAUCUAUUCGAAACAUUCUUUGUGCACCAGAGUCCAAUUACCAAGGUGAUGCUGUCGGAGAAGUUUCUGGUGUCGGUGUGCAGUGAGUAUCAUCAUGUGCGCACCUGGAGCCUGACACGAUUCCGGGGCAUGCUCUCCACGCAGCCCGGCUCCACGCCGGAGGCAUCCUUUAAGAUAGUCUCACUGGAGGCGACCGACAGCAAUUAUAGCUAUGCAGCCGGCAAUGAGUUCGGACCCUAUGGCGACUACGAUGACAUGAUCUUUGUACAAAAAGUGGUGCCCGAGACGAAUCAACUUUAUGUGCGCCUGGCCUCGAAUGGGGAUCGAGUGUGUGUUAUACGCUCCGUGGACGGAUCAACAAUAUCCGCAUUUUGUGUACACGAAUGCGAGGUGUCGUCGCGGAUGGGCUCACGCUUUAUACUCACUGGCCACUGUACGGGUGCGAUACAAAUGUGGGAUUUGACGACGGCACUGGCGCUGCUCAAUAAACAGGAUGCGGCAACGAUGGCGGCGGCGGCAACGAUGAUGGCACAGGCACAACAGCAGGCGCAGCAGCAGCAGCUGCAGCAGAAAACUGCAGGCGGACCCGACACUAACGAACUUCUCCGCCUACUUGACCAGUGUGAAAUCAGCAAUUCAUCAUGCUCAACACCUUGUAUGUCACCGUGUCCAACGGCUUUGGGCGCCGGGAACGGACUGGCCAACUCCAUAGCCCGGAUGAAGGCCAGCAAUAUUGCGCUGCUAAAUCGUGAACCAAGUCAAUCCGGAUUGGUAGCAGCAGCAGCAGCACAACAACAACAACAACCAUCAGCUCCAGCUGCAUUUCUGGCACAGAUGCAACAGCAGGCAGCGUUGGCUAUGGCAGCAGCACCACCACAGCAGCAACCACAACCAGCUGCCAACCAUCCAGCAGCUGCUGCCGCAGUUGGUGCUGCGCCUGCUGUUGGUCUUGGUCAUGGUCUUGUGCUCGGCGAGCAGCCGAUUGUUAACAAUGAAUGAAACGUGGAAGCGGCUGUUUCGGCGCUUGUCGGGCGCGUUUCAUCGUUUACAUUUCAUGGCUGUAGCCUGAUCCUCGAUUAUCAAUACAUAUUGCUGCAGUUCGUCCUCUGUGGCCUCAUCUACUACGUCUGGCUGAUGAUGCGCUCUCGCCUCGAUGGUGGUGGCAACAGCACAGCUGCAACAGCUGCAACUGCAACUGCUGCUGCUGGUAACAUUCAACUGACUGCAUCCGGCAUUUAGCUAAAUCAAAUAAUCUCCCCCAUAUACAUACUAUACAUAUACAUAUAGAUAUAUACAUAUAUAUACUUACUACUGUGCUCGAUGUGGUUGCAAUUUAUGCUCGUCAUGUGCUCGUCACUUGUAUCUAUUGUAUAAGCACACACACACACACCCAUCAUCUUCUCGUUGUGCGUGUGUGUGUUGUGUGUGUGCGUGUGUGUGUGUGUUGAGUGUGUGCGUGUGUGCCUUGUGCUACUGUCUAACGUAAUUUGCGCAUAUGAAAAUAUAUACAUAUUAUUAACUUUAAA